AUGUUUGACACGCUGGUACGUCGGGAUGCUCUGCUGACUGAAGGUCCUGACCUGAAAUGCGAACAGGAAGCUUGUGCUCGCCGCCUUCGUGACAAAGACAAACCGUUCGGCGGUAUCCAGCUGGUAUUCUGCGGCGACUUCUUCCAGUUGCCUCCAGUCCAGGACAAACCCAGCGAGCCAAUCAAGUUCGCCUUCGAGGCGGCUUCGUGGAAAAGUUGCAUGGGCCCGCCCAUUGUGCUGGAUGAGGUAUUCAGGCAGAAGGAGCAGCCCCUCGUCGACAUGCUCAACGAGGCGCGCUUCGGGAAGCUGAAGCGAGAGACCAUCCAGGCGUUCCGCCAACUCUCGCGCCCCGUGCAAUAUACGGACGACAUCGAGCCGACGCGCUUGUUUGCCACCAACGCGGAAGUCGACGCCGCCAACCUGAUCCGCCUGCGAAAGCUACCAGGACCCGGCACAGUCUUCUCCUCGACGGACACGGCAGGCUUGGACGGCAAUGGCGAGCCCCUUUCCGAGAAAUUAAUGCUCAGCUCGCUCAGGAGGAACACCAUCGCCCCGAAGGAUAUCGAGCUACGCGUAUGUGGCGGCGCCUUCCACGGCGCGACCGCCUCCUGA
This is a messenger RNA of Schizophyllum commune H4-8, 612 nucleotides long. RefSeq lists its product as uncharacterized. Gene Ontology annotation, biological process: DNA repair; telomere maintenance. Lineage: Eukaryota; Fungi; Basidiomycota; Agaricomycetes; Agaricales; Schizophyllaceae. Bases 1 to 612 code for a protein of 203 amino acids. Gene Ontology annotation, molecular function: DNA helicase activity. The record is from RefSeq and is a predicted model, not a curated record. The transcript is spliced from 3 exons.